Molecule: messenger RNA, 3016 nt
Organism: Stylophora pistillata
Lineage: Eukaryota; Metazoa; Cnidaria; Anthozoa; Scleractinia; Pocilloporidae
Product: signal peptide peptidase-like 2B
Biological process (GO): membrane protein proteolysis
Cellular component (GO): lumenal side of endoplasmic reticulum membrane; lysosomal membrane; cytoplasmic side of endoplasmic reticulum membrane
Molecular function (GO): aspartic endopeptidase activity, intramembrane cleaving
Source: RefSeq, a predicted model, not a curated record
AGUCCAUUUCCUCUGUGAAAGAGGAAAAAGAUGGCAGCCUCUGGAAGCGGGUUUGGGUUGUUACUGAUGUUUUUUACUUUUACGAACCAGGGAGCUGGACAAAAUGCCGGUCAGUUGGGCGUUCUUCACGUCGAGGGAAGCGAAGAUUCUAAGGACUUCUGCAUCGCCUUUAAUGAGCAGUGGGUGCCUCUGCCUACUCAUCUGGAUAGCACGCCUAAAUAUCCUUUGGUAGAAGCUAAGCCUUCAACUCUCUGCCAAGUACCAGAAAAUCCCUCAAAGAUACAAGAUACUGCUGUGGCAAUACAAAGGGGAAACUGCACAUUGUUUUCAAAAGCUUUGUAUUCUCAAAAUGCUCACGCAAGAGAAGUACUCAUCGUCAGUAAUGAUAGUUUGUUUACCCCAGUUGCCAAUUCAUCAGAAGAGUAUGCUCAAGUAACAAUACCCAUGGCUGUAAUUAGUCAUGAUGAUUGGAUCAAAUACAAAGAUAAGGAUUUUGGUGGUAAUGUCAAAGUGCAGAUGUAUGCUCCACCCACUGAUUUACUGUCUAAUAUUGAUGGCAAUUUGGCAGUGUUGUGGUUACUUGCUGUGGGUACUGUGGCUAUUGGAGCUUACUGGGCUGGUAUUACCAACAAGAAAAUCAUGAGGAGUGUGUUAAGGGGCAAUACUAACACUGAUGGAGAUGACAGUAAUGCUAACAGAGAAGGGGAGUCUGCUGAAGAGAACUCUAUUGAAGUGACACCUCUGUUGGUCAUUGUAUUUGUUUUAUUGGUCUGUUGCACUCUACUGUUGCUGUACUAUUUCUAUAAGUAUCUGGUGUAUGUUGUGAUUGUGGGCUUUGCUCUGGCUUCCUGUAAUGGAUUGUACGAGUGUCUUCAUCCUCUUGUUCUAUGGUUUCCUUUUGGAGAUUGUAAAGUUCCUCCCAACCAGAUUCCACUUUUGAAAAAAGAACCACAAAUAAGAACUGUUUUGUUGAUACCAUUCUGUUUGGCCAUUGCCAUCUGGUGGGGCAUUGAAAGGAAUAAAAGCUAUGCCUGGAUACUCCAGGACAUCUUGGGUAUAUCAUUGUGUAUAAGUCUGAUCCGAAUCAUCAGAUUGCAGAGCCUGAAGGUUUGCACACUGCUACUGGUCCUGCUUCUUAUUUACGAUGCAUUUUUUGUGUAUAUCACACCACUCUUCUCUGCUGGCAAGAGUAUCAUGGUUGAAGUUGCUACAGGUGGUGAUAGUAAAGAAUCAUUACCAAUGGUAAUUAAGGUACCCCGACUCAGAAAGUCAGUGUUAUCUGUGUGUCUGAGACCAUAUUCAAUCCUAGGAUUUGGAGAUAUCCUAGUACCUGCCCUGUACAUCAGUUUCUGUCACACAUUCGAUAUCAUCACAAACACUCCAUGCAAGAUAUAUUAUGUUGCAACUACUGAAGCUUAUGCUGUAGGUUUACUCAUCACAUUUGUUAUGCUGUUUGUUAUGGAGCAAGGACAACCUGCCCUUGUGUAUUUGGUUCCAUGUAUUCUGAUAACUGGUAUUGUUAUUGGCUGGAGACGUGGAGACCUAAAGAAACUCUGGAGUGGAAAAAUGGUGUCUGAAGAUGUUGGUCAGAAUGAUGAUAGUGAGGACGAAGAAUUUAAAGGCAAAAGUUUAACUAGACGGCUUAUAGACCAUGAAAACUAACAGCAGUCUAAUUUCAAUCAUUUGUCAUUACUCACAAACCAUAGUAGAAAUAUAGUAGGAUAAUAUUUUGUUAAACAAGGUAAUACUCAGUCUGGCAGUUACAUUUUGGGUAUAAUUUAUAUGUUUUUAAGUAUGUCACAUGCCAGGUUUGACCUAUUACUGAAAAACAGUUUUUGCUGUUGCAGUGAGUCUGUUGUUAUAGUCACUUGGAUGGAAAGUUGGUCACAUGUCAAGUGUUUUGCAUUGCAAGACUUACUUGUUUUUUAUAUUUUGUGAAUUCUGACCAAAUGUUUUGGCUUGCAAUUUUGGUUGCACUUAAUUGUUCUUUAGGCACAACAAUGGAAUCAACUGAAAAAAUUGUAGCUACCAGCAGUCACAAGAGAUUCAUUCAGCUUUAAUUUGAAUCAUUAUUUUGAUAUCAAGGAAUUGAAAUAAGUGAAAUAACUUUAUUUAAUUUGAAAUUACUAAGAAAACACAGCAAUGUUUCUAGAAACAAGCUAAAUGUGUAUUUAUUUUUGUAUGUUACUUGGAUAUUAUGUCAUCAAAUGUCACAAAAAUAUUUUAAUAUGGCUUCAUCUUGGUAGAAAUUUAAUGUUGCCUUUUUCUUAAACCACCCAGAACUAUUAUAGAAUGCCAAUAAGAUUGUGGUAAUUUUCCUAAGUUGUAAAUACGAAGUUACCGCCCAGCAAUGUUCACAUCAUUAUCUAGGAAAUCAAACUUCCUUCCUAGUCUUUGGUAACCUAUGACAGACUGGCAAGGGACAAUUGAAUGAAUUGCUGUCAAUGAUUGAAUGAAUUGCUGAAAAGAGGCUAGAUAAUUUUUCAUGUAGCCUUUCUAAGUAAUGCAGAUAUGCAUUCAUAUUAAAUCAUGGCCAUUGUAGUUAGGAAUUAGCUGGGUUUGCUACUCUCUGAGCAAAAUUGCUUAUAAAAAUUUGGCCCAAGUAGAUUAUUUAGUUGUCAUACAUAAGUGAAAUUGAGAAAAAUUAAGUUGAUGGAGAGGAAUGGCAACAGCACAUGGGAGGGAAAUUAUGCAUACUUCAUAUGACAGUGGACUGUGUUUGAUUCUUGUUCUGUGGUCAGUUUUUCUUCUAUUCUAUCAUGGUUUUCCUCCAUGUCUUCCAGUUGUCCUCCCUGUUCAAAAGCAUUCUUCUAGUUUCUUUAACCAAAUUUUAUUAUGUACAUAGGAUUAUUGAUUUGUGAAUUAAUGUAAUGAGUCUCAAUAUUAUGAACUAGAAGCAGUUAUAUGAUGAAUUACUGUAAGGUUAUACAAACUCUUUAGUGUAAUUAGGCAAUAUUAUUCAGGAAGAUUUUCAGGUGUAUUAAUUUUAGGUGAAAUUAAAAUGUCAAUUAAUUGG